Molecule: messenger RNA, 1024 nt
Organism: Trematomus bernacchii (emerald rockcod)
Lineage: Eukaryota; Metazoa; Chordata; Actinopteri; Perciformes; Nototheniidae
Product: short transient receptor potential channel 5-like
Biological process (GO): manganese ion transport; calcium ion transmembrane transport; regulation of cytosolic calcium ion concentration
Cellular component (GO): cation channel complex; membrane
Molecular function (GO): inositol 1,4,5 trisphosphate binding; store-operated calcium channel activity; protein binding
Source: RefSeq, a predicted model, not a curated record
CGCGACACCCCGGGGAGAGGGGGACUAACCUUACAUUUGGAGCAAACGCAGUUUUAUUUUUAUUUUUUUCUAUGCACACGGAGAGAGACAGUCUCCCUUUGAAGACUGCACGAUGAAUCCAAUGACACAGCUGUACUACAAGAAGGCGACAUAUUCGCCGUACCGCGACCGCAUCCCACUGCAGAUCGUGCGGGCGGAGGUGGAGCUGUCUGCGGAGGAGAGGGCCUACCUCACCGCCGUGGAGAAAGGGGACUAUGCGGGGGUGAAGCAUGCGCUCCGGGAGGCGGAGGUGUACUACAACAUGGACGUGAACUGCCUGGACCCGCUGGGCCGCAGCGCGCUGCUCAUCGCCAUCGAGAACGAGAACCUGGAGAUCAUGGAGCUGCUGCUGGACCACGGCAUCCACACCGGGGACGCCCUGCUGUACGCCAUCCGCAAGGAGGUGGUGGGCGCCGUGGAGCUGCUGCUGAGCCACCGGAGGCCCAGCGGGGAGAAGCAGGUUCCCUCUCUGAUGAUGGACAGCCAGUUCUCAGAGUUCACCCCCGACAUAACUCCCAUCAUGCUCGCUGCUCACACCAACAACUACGAGAUCAUCAAACUCCUGGUGGCGAGGAAGGUGACGAUCCCCAGACCUCACCAGAUCCGCUGCGACUGCGUGGAGUGUGUGUCCAGCUCAGAGGUGGACAGUCUGCGUCAUUCCAGGUCUCGACUGAACAUCUACAAAGCUCUGGCCUCCCCCUCCCUCAUCGCUCUGUCCAGUGAAGACCCCAUCCUCACCGCCUUCAGGCUGGGCUGGGAGCUCAAGGAGCUCAGCAAGGUGGAGAACGAGUUUCGGCAGGAGUACGAGGAGCUCUCUCAGCAGUGCAAGCGUUUUGCCAAAGACCUUCUGGACCAGGCGCGGAGCUCCAGAGAGCUGGAGACCAUCCUGAACCACCGGGACAACGACCAGAGCGAGGAGCUGGACCCCCGGCAGUGCCACGACCUCGCCAAGCUCAAGCUGGCCAUCAAGUACCACCAGAAGGAG